Fonsecaea nubica is the source of this 816-nucleotide messenger RNA. RefSeq lists its product as hypothetical. The record is from RefSeq and is a predicted model, not a curated record. The transcript is spliced from 2 exons. Bases 1 to 816 code for a protein of 271 amino acids. NCBI's taxonomy places the organism in Eukaryota, Fungi, Ascomycota, Eurotiomycetes, Chaetothyriales, Herpotrichiellaceae.
AUGGACUCAUUAGCCAAUGGAUUCCUCCCCGUACAACAUCUUGUCGGCGCAGUCGCUAUCGUUACCGGAGGCUCCAAUGGCAUCGGAGCCCAGACCGUCAAACUCCUCUCUUCCCUCGGAUCAAAUGUGAUAAUAGCAGACCUCGCGUGUACGGCUGGGGAUGCCGAAGACCUCAUUGCCUCCCUGUCACACCCCGAAACCGCCAUGUUCUUCCCCACGAAUAUUCUCCGCUGGGGAGAAAUGAAGCUUCUCUUCAAACGAACCAUUGAGAACUUUGGCCGUGUAGAUAUUGUCAUCGCCAAUGCUGGGACAAUGGAAAGCGAAAGCGUGUUUGAUCUAGGAGCAGUCGACAGCGAGGGAGAACUGCGGGAAUCAACCGAGGGAUUCGGAGUCUUGGAUGUCAACCUGAAGGGGACACUGAACACACUGAGGCUGGCGCUGUACCACAUGCAGCGAAAUAAGCCACGUGCCCAGGAUUCUUGUCGAGGAUCCGUCAUUCUCGUCACCUCGACCUCCGGAUACUUUGGCAGCAGCGGCGUCGGAGCUUAUGUUGCCUCGAAACACGGUCUGGUUGGUCUACUUCGGGCAUCUCAACUGACUGCACGGAGCAUCGGCGUGAAAGUGAAUGCUGUGGCCCCCUUCUACACUCCCACUCCGACAUUCUCGAAGCUUUCGGAUAAAUGGAGAGCUUCGGGGUUGAAGGCGAACACGAUUGACGACGUCGCAAAAGCGAUCGUACAGACUUGUCUAGCUUCGGCGAGUGGAAGAUGUGUUCUGGUAAGACCUAACCUCUUCUUGUCAUGGAAUCGGUGUUAA